GGUGAUACUUUGAUUACAGCUUGCACUUAUGAUACCAGUGCAAGGAAUCAAGUCACAUUUGGUGGUAUCGGAAUCAAUAAUGAAAUGUGUGUCAACUAUGUGUUUUAUUAUCCUAAAAUUAAUUUGGAAUUAUGUAAAUCCGAUGUAUCAGUGGAAUCGCUAAAAAUAUUCUUGAAUACAUUAGAUGAAAGGUAA
Messenger RNA from Schistosoma turkestanicum, 195 nucleotides. NCBI's taxonomy places the organism in Eukaryota, Metazoa, Platyhelminthes, Trematoda, Strigeidida, Schistosomatidae. The record is from the annotation of a GenBank genome assembly.